This is a messenger RNA of Diaporthe amygdali, 531 nucleotides long. RefSeq names its product glycine cleavage system H protein. The record is from RefSeq and is a predicted model, not a curated record. Gene Ontology annotation, cellular component: glycine cleavage complex; mitochondrion; cytoplasm. Gene Ontology annotation, biological process: glycine decarboxylation via glycine cleavage system; protein lipoylation. Bases 1 to 531 code for a protein of 176 amino acids. The transcript is spliced from 2 exons. NCBI's taxonomy places the organism in Eukaryota, Fungi, Ascomycota, Sordariomycetes, Diaporthales, Diaporthaceae.
AUGGCUUCAGUCGCACGCUGCAUGCGGGUCGCAAGACCAUCCGCCCUCCCAGCCUUCAAGACCGCUGCCGCCCGCCCAAUUCACAGGUUCAACACGGUCAGGUCCUUCUCUGUGACAGCUAUCAACCCCAUAAGGAAAUACACCAAGGAUCACGAGUGGAUUGACCUGUCGGCCGACAACAAGACGGGCGUGAUUGGCAUCUCCGAGUACGCGGCCGAGGCGCUGGGCGACGUGGUCUACGUGGAGCUGCCCGAGGAGGGCAGGGAGGUCGGGGCGGGCGAUGCCAUCGGCGCCGUCGAGUCAGUCAAGUCCGCCGCUGACAUCAACGCCCCGAUCGCCUGCCGCAUCACCCACGUCAACACAGAGCUGGAGGAGAAGCCCGGCAACAUCAACAAGGUCCCCGAGGACGAUAGCGCCGGCGGCGGUUGGAUUGCCAAGGUCGCCGUCGACGAGGAGGGCAUCAAGGACCUCGAGUCCCUGAUGGGUACUGAGGAGUACAAAGCUUUCACGGCGUCUGAGGGCGACCACUAA